AUGAAGGAAUUCUUGUCCAAGAAGAAAAAGCUCAAUGAUAUGGAAACUAUUGCACUCACAAAAGGCUAUAGUUCUCUUUUGACAAAUAAGUUCCCUCUCAAAAUAAAAGAUCCUGGGAGCUUUACUAUCCCAUGUUCGAUUGGCAACCAUUAUUUGGGAGCUAGCAUAAACAUAAUGUCAUUAUCAACUUUCAAAAAGUUGGGAAUUGGCCACAUGAAACCUACUACAGUGGCAUUGAAACUAGCUGAUCGAUCUUUGGCUCAACCUGAAGGGAAAACUAAAGAUAUCUUAGUUCCCACCAGACGAACUCUGGUUGAUGUUUACAAAGGUGAACUAACCAUGCAACUUAAUGAUGAACACGUUACUUUCAGUGUUUUCGAAUCUAUUCAAGGCAAGGACAAAGAAGCAUGCCAUACUAUCGAUGCGCUGGAUGAUCCAAUUGAGGCAGAAUUCAAUGCCCAACACACAAUACUUUCUCAGGUGUUUGUAGUGACAUCUGACGAUGAAUUUGAAGAUAAUUGUGAUAGCAUGGUUGAAGCUAAUAAUAUUGAACUCACGCAUGGAUGGUAG
Messenger RNA from Gossypium arboreum, 570 nucleotides. RefSeq lists its product as uncharacterized. The transcript has 2 exons. The record is from RefSeq and is a predicted model, not a curated record. The coding region runs from base 1 to 570 and encodes 189 amino acids. Lineage: Eukaryota; Viridiplantae; Streptophyta; Magnoliopsida; Malvales; Malvaceae.